AUGUCCUGCUCUGAGAAGUGCCAGCAGUGCCGGCCCUGCGAGCCUUGCUGCCAGCCCUGUGGCCCCUGCCCGCUGGCCAGCAGCUGCAAUGAGUGCUGUGUCAGGCAGUGCCAGAGCUCCCACGUUGUCAUCCAGCCGCCUGCUGUGCUGGUGACCCUGCCUGGGCCCAUCCUCAGCUCCUCCCCACAGAACACCGCCGUGGGAUCCUCCACCUCUGCUGCUGUUGGCAGCAUCCUGAGCUGUGAGGGAGUGCCCAUCAGCUCUGGGGGCUUUGACAUCUCCUGCAUCACCAACUGCUGUGGUGGCAGCAGAUGCUGUCGUCCCUGCUAA
Messenger RNA from Melozone crissalis (California towhee), 330 nucleotides. RefSeq names its product feather keratin Cos2-2-like. The transcript has a single exon. The record is from RefSeq and is a predicted model, not a curated record. Gene Ontology annotation, molecular function: structural constituent of cytoskeleton. Lineage: Eukaryota; Metazoa; Chordata; Aves; Passeriformes; Passerellidae. Bases 1 to 330 code for a protein of 109 amino acids. Gene Ontology annotation, cellular component: intermediate filament.